GCCAAAGACUUCUACGUCCCAGCCAGGCCAGCGCCGCUCCCGCCCUCUGCCCGGCGGAGCUGCGGGGCUCCGGGAGCCGCCGGCAGCCGCAGCACGGCCGGAGCACAGCCCGCGGCUCCCGGGGCAGCGCCGAGGCGCACCACGCUCCUGGGUCCCGAUCUACUGCGCCGCGAAGUUUGUGCCCACUGACUCUUGUCCUGUUGCUGGAUACCACCAAGAGGAGCCUGGUUUCAUCUUCUUUACACCUCCAUCAGUAACAGCCUGCCCAACUGAAGAUGUCUAACAAUGGAGUUGAAACAGAAGACAAACCACCUGCUCCUCCAAUGAGAAAUACCAGCACUAUGAUUGGUUCAGGAAGCAAAGAUCCUGGGACUUUAAACCAUGGCUCAAAACCUCUGCCUCCCAAUCCAGAAGAAAAGAAGAGGAAGGAUCGAUUUUACCGAUCUAUUUUGCCAGGAGAUAAAACCAAUAAGAAGAAAGAGAAAGAGCGGCCGGAGAUCUCCCUCCCUUCAGACUUUGAACACACGAUUCAUGUGGGAUUUGAUGCAGUCACGGGAGAAUUCACAGGAAUGCCAGAGCAAUGGGCACGUCUGCUGCAGACUUCCAACAUCACCAAGUCAGAGCAGAAGAAGAACCCCCAGGCAGUGCUGGACGUGUUGGAGUUUUACAACUCCAAGAAGAUCUCCAACAGCCAGAAGUACAUGAGCUUCACAGAUAAAUCAACUGAGGAUUACAAUUCAUCUAAUACAUUGAAUGUGAAGGCUGUCUCUGAGACCCCUGCAGUGCCCUCAGUGUCUGAAGAUGAGGAUGAUGAAGAUGAUGCAGCUCCACCCCCUGUGAUAGCUCCACGACCGGAACACACCAAAUCUAUAUACACCCGCUCUGUGAUAGACCCUCUUCCUCCGCCUACCAGAGAUGUGGCCACCUCUCCUAUUUCUUCUCCCUCGGAAAACAGCACAACAGCACCCGACAUGCUGGUCAGGAACACGGAGAAGCAAAAGAAAAAGCCAAAAAUGUCAGAUGAAGAGAUACUGGAAAAAUUAAGAAGUAUCGUGAGUGUGGGCGAUCCAAAAAGGAAGUACACAAAUUUUGAGAAGAUUGGACAGGGAGCCUCAGGUACAGUUUAUACAGCAAUAGAUGUAGCUACAGGACAGGAGGUUGCAAUCAAACAGAUGAAUUUGCAACAGCAGCCCAAAAAAGAAUUGAUUAUUAAUGAGAUCCUUGUGAUGAGGGAAAACAAAAACUCCAACAUUGUCAACUACUUGGACAGUUACCUUGUAGGAGAAGAGCUCUGGGUGGUGAUGGAGUACUUGGCAGGAGGCUCCCUAACCGAUGUCGUGACGGAGACCUGCAUGGACGAGGGACAAAUCGCCGCCGUGUGCCGGGAGUGUCUCCAAGCCCUGGAAUUCCUCCAUUCAAACCAAGUUAUUCACAGGGACAUCAAGAGUGACAACAUCCUGCUGGGAAUGGAUGGCUCUGUCAAACUAACUGACUUUGGCUUCUGUGCCCAGAUCACUCCUGAGCAGAGCAAGCGCAGCACCAUGGUGGGCACGCCGUACUGGAUGGCCCCGGAAGUGGUGACGCGGAAAGCUUACGGGCCCAAAGUGGAUAUCUGGUCUUUGGGGAUCAUGGCCAUCGAGAUGAUCGAAGGAGAGCCCCCCUACCUCAAUGAGAACCCUCUGAGAGCCCUGUAUCUCAUUGCUACUAACGGGACUCCAGAACUGCAGAAUCCAGAAAAGCUUUCACCCAUAUUCCGAGACUUCUUAAAUCGCUGUCUUGAAAUGGACGUGGAAAAGAGAGGUUCUGCAAAAGAGCUGCUACAGCACCAGUUCUUGAAAAUUGCAAAGCCUCUAUCCAGUCUCACUCCUCUGAUUAUUGCAGCUAAAGAGGCAGCCAAGAACAACCAUUAAAGUGGUGAAGUCAACACAGUCAUUGCAUCAAGACUUUUAGAUGUUCAUUUCAGAGACUGAAUUACUUGCCCUUCUCCCCUUCUGCUCCUUCUUCACAGGGGUGUUCUUAAAACUUUGACUUGCUCUGAAGGGUGGCAGAGGCAUCGUUCGCUGUAUGUGGAAGGGCGCACAAUGGGACAUAGCUGAUCUUACGUGGUGAACUGUCCUUCCAUCCUUGUGAUGGGGACGAGAGGGGAAGAAUACUUCGUAUGGAUGAGAAGAUCUUUCUAAGAGCAUCUGAACCUGACCUACAUGUAGUGAAGCCAGUUUGUUUUCAUAUUUCUUAUUGUGUUUAUUUUUAAAAAUAACGUGGAGCCUUAUGCCAUGUUUAUCUUAAUAAAUUAAAUCUUUUGCUGGCUGCACUUUGCCUGCUUCUGCCAAGCUGCUGUUACUCCGUGGAGGCUGCUCUGUGCUUUGGAUGACUCGAGGAGGGAAGGAAGCAGGCAGCAGCAAUGUGAACAGCUGUCAGCUGAGAAGGGGAACGAGGGGGUGAAGGUGCAUCCCUCCUGCAGCACUGCUGGAUGCUUCGAGGAAGCAUGGAUAAAGCCUCUGCGUGCUUCCUGCAGCCAUUGAAGAACUUAAUUCAUGGAUGAUCUCUUUGCCAAGUGGUGUGAACUGCCCCCUACUCCCUCUUUCCCCCUUUAGUGGCAAAUCUACUAGUUAAACAAAUGUCAAAUAAUUUUUGUUGUUCUAGGAAACAAAUUGCAGGGAAAAAAAUGACAGAGAGGUCUUUUAGGGUUAUUUUAUCAGUGCUGUGAGGCUUUUUAGAGAUGCUGCCCUGUGUGAUUAACAAACAGAGCAGUUACUAUUGUAAAGACAAGAUUUGUCAGCAAAAUAUGUUGAAAACUCUUGUUUCUUAGAGCAAGUCCAGUGGAAAACAAACUGAUAAUGGAUGCUGCUUUCUCUGUGGACAUGUGGGGACACAAAUUUUUUGAAAUGGUUUCUUUAUGCUACUGAUUCCUUGGGUUGCCAAUAGUCUGUAAAACAACAGGAAACCUGGAACUACUAGAAGAGGGACUGGUUGUAAACACUGGGCUUAUGUUAAACUGUAUACUGAUUUUUAAUAAAGUGACUGCUGUGUUUCUUAACUCGGGGAUAGAGGAGAGCUGGAGAAUUCACUGUCACCAGACAAAUCUGUCAUUGCUCGUAUGGUCACCAGGUACUUGGAUGUGUUGGAUGAAGUAAUUUAACCUUGUUUUUUACCUCUUCUUCUGCAGUCCUUUGGGAUAGUAAGUGGCUCCCAAGGGCCACUUUACACAUAGUGAAAAUGAUACAAAAAUGUGUAUUGUAACUAUGGGAGCUGCUUUCUCUGUACUGCUUUGGUCACAUAGGGGGUGAGUUUAAACCUAUUCUGGAGUAACCUCUCAUCUUUCUGUUGGACAGAAAUUCAUUACUUCAUGCUGAGACCUGCUGCUGGCUCAGCCCUUUCCUCCCUGGACCUGGGCUUUAAUUAAACAUAUUUUUCUGAUGUGGCCCCGCGGUUCAUGACAGCUAUUACGCUAGCUUUACUGGGUGUAGGUACUUUGUGAGUUCUUUUGCUUCUCAGGGGCCUUCUCCUAUCCUUUGUGCUUCAGGGCAGACACUGUUUGAUAAAAGGCUGAGGGGUGAAGUCUAUUCCCCUAAUUUGCAGCCUCUCUCCCUCUGGGUGUUUGUACUUCUUCUCCCAGUAUUAAGUUUCCUCUCACAAAGCUUGUAUCCAAGGAUGAAUUCCGUGGGCAAAACAGUAGAGCUGCCAACCUGGCAAGGGAUAUGAUCUAUUGAUGAGCUCAUCUGCUUGGAGAGAUGGAGAUUGUGGAAUGGAAGGCCACUAUGCUUGAAUAAUUCCCUUUGAAAAAGACUUUGUAUUCCCUCUGGAAGACUCAGGAUGGCAUAUGUGGGAGGAAUACAAUUAGUGGCUAGAUCUCUCUUGAUCUAAAACCUCAUUUGACUGGCAGAUAUGACAGUUGACUACUUUUCAGACAGUGCAGGGUUCAAUUUGAUCCACAAUGUGUUUAAUGUCUCUGACUUCUCUUUGAUUCCCUUCCCCACUCCCUUCUCUGCAUCUCAUUGAGAUGAGAACCUUAAUGCAGAUGUGCCCUAUCUGUAAGCAUGCACAGGAGUUUAUUUGCCUGCAGCAAGAUUUCUGCUAAACUUCCCCAAACAAGACAGAAAAGGUUAUUUUUAUGUGUUUUAAGUUGCUCUUCUGGAUCUUCUAUUGCAUAAUGAAAAGGGAUCAACAGCGACUGUUUAUUCUAUUCCUCAUCUUACAAUGUGCUUCUGUCUCGUUGACUUCCACAUGGACUCAGUCAUGCCUGGUUUCUGUUGGCUGCUGGAGAGGGAUGUUGCCAAAAGUCUGUCUUUCUGCUGGGAAAAGUUGCAAGACUGUGCCCAUGCUUGUGUGUCAUCUUGUCCCAGGCUGUUUUGUCCCCACUUGUGAUGGGUGGGUGGGAAAAGGAGGCGAUUGCUACAGUGUGCCUAGACCUAGUUUCUAGUUACCAGAUACAUUGUGGUUUUAUGUUCUCAGAAAAUCUUUAAAGAUAUUUUCUAAAAAUUGUAAUUAGCCUAAUCUUAAGAGAAUGGGUUUAUUUUGUUCUAGUUGUUCUGAAAUGCACCCUUUCCUCCCCUCUCCUUUUGUGUGUGAGUCACCCGGCACCAGCACCUCCGUUAGCUUUUAAAGAGCCCUUCCUGUCUACGGCACACUCCUGUCUAGAGAGGGCUCUUAAAUAGUGACUUUCUGACUUAAAAUUUAAUCUCCAGAGGAUAUUUUCCAAGAAUAUCUAGUCCCUGCUGUUACUUGAAAGUGACUACAACUUGAUGGCUUCUUUGGUGCCUUUUUUUCUCCCUAACUUUCUCUUAUGCCUGAGUUGAAACCAUUUUUAAUCACAGCCCUUAAUUAUUAAUUUGCCUGCUAAUAUUAAAGUUCUUUCUUCCAUAUUAGAACAUUAAAUAUUGACUUGUUUUGACUGUCCUUUCAGAAAGCUGAUUUCCUUUUUGGGGGAUCUCAAGCAAUCUUAUACCAGAAAUAAUUUUGUAUCCUACCAUUUACAAAGGGCUUGUUGGAGGGAGAGGAUAAAACUCAUCUUUUCUUAAACACAGAGAGUUAUCUUAUUUGAGUAUCAAUUGGUAUCUUCAAUAAGACUUUUCCUAUGUUUCAAGAAUGGGCAUUGAUUCUUUGUAUUACCUUAGUUAUUAGGGUUUUUUAGGGUUUAAAGGUUUUUUAAACAAACAAUUUUGACUUCUUUCGAAGAGUUUGUGUGUGAAAGAGGUAUGGAGACUACGUGGGAAGAAGGCAGGUUAUUUGGACAGCACUCUCAGGCACAUGGUGUAAUUCUUGGAGUUGUCCUGCUCAGGGCCAGGAGUUGGACUCAAUGAUCCUUGUGGAUCCCUUCUAACUCAGGAUGUUCUGUGAGGCUGAGAGUGAAGAGCCAGGACAGGGCUGGAGGGCACAGCAGAACUAGCUGGUUGCAGCAGCAGUAGCACACCUUUAGCCAUCCCUGAAAUGUCUUCAUUGAAUGGAUGUGUUUUUAGGGAGCAUAAAUCUGACUGAAUUGUUGCUACAGGCACUUCUCUAGGCAGGCAUUAUGCUCCUACCAAACUGCCUUCCUCUUUUAAACAAAAGGGGUGCAGGGAUUUCUCCAGCAAAGGAGGCUCCUUGAGAAAGGAGGUUUCCAUGGAGACACUUACUUGACUUAAACAAUCUGGCUAAGGCUUGAGAAGAGGUUUGGUGGGUAGACACCACAUUGACACCACUGUUUUGCAAAGCAGCUGGAAUUGCUGCAGUGUUUUGUUGCCAAUUUGGUGCCCCUUUUCACGGGGCUGGUUUUGAAAAAGUGCUGAGAAUGAGAAGUGCCUGGUCAGGAUUGUGAGGUGUAUAAAAGUCUGACUCUUCUUAGCUUAGCUGAGAUGUCUGUUAGCAUCCUGAUCCAUCUGUCUCAAAAUGCUGCAGGUCGGUGUAAGUAGGGCACGUUUGCAGCAGAGUACUGUGCAAGAAAGGAUUGCAAUGGUCUGUAGUAGGUGCUUGCUUUCUUAGAACCCACCCUUCUUGGUUGACAGCAAAAUGGGUUCUGACCAGUGUCCAAGAAUAAUAGUUGUUUGAAGCCCAUUCCUAAUUAAGAGCAUAGUCUGUUUGUUUGGUGAGUGACAACAUCUUCAAUGUUAAAAUUGUUAAAGGUGAACUGAUUAUCUGCUCAUCUUUUCUCCAUAAAACAGUAAGGCUUUUUAAUGGCUUCUUAUUUCAGCUGUAAUAGAGAGCCUGUAAAUGUAUUUUGGGGUCAUAAGCCAACUGGAUGGAGCAUAUGUAUAAUGAAUGCUGUAGGAUCUUAGUUUUUUGCUAAUGACAGCUCACGGUGGCAAAGGUGAGACCUUAGAGGAGCAGCUGCGAGCUUUGACAGGGAAUGGCCAACAGCAACAAAACUGCAAUGCAGAUGGGAGCUGGACAGAAACUUGCUGCCAGAAUGGAGCCUACAGCAAGUGGUGGGAGAGAGGCAGAGUUGGUCCAAAGGGUAGGAUAAAGCAAAGGCUAAAACUUCACUUGCACAGUUGCUGAGGAAAUUCAGGGUGUGCCACAGCAGCCUGCUGUAUCUCAAGGCAGCAGUGUCUCUGAAGGAGGGGAGCAGAAAGGAACCUGGGAAGGGAAAAGGUGCUGAAAGUGGAGAGUGGAGCAACAAUAUGGCUCUGAGUCACAGCUUGUGCUUAAGAGCUGGAGCUAAUCCAGGAGGUUCACAAAAAAUUACAAAAUUCAGCUGAAAAGGAAAAGUGGAGCUAGAAUGGAGGAGAUGGCCUUGAUGUGCCAAGGAACUGAAGAGAGAGGAGAGAUUUCCUGAAUGUGUGAAACAGCAGAAACUAAUUUAACACAGGCUUCUGUGGAUGACAAGUAGCUCAUUCCCUCCUGCCUUGUAGCAUCAGUGUCUUGUCUUUUUGAGAUCAGCUCUGCUUUAGGAUCAUGUCAUCAGCCACCCAGUUUCUCUCUCAUGUUUGUAAAGAAGGCUUUUUGCUCUGCGCCUACUGAGUUCUGACUGCAGCUCUCUGCUGUUGGUAGAUGUCUUUGUGUUGUGUCCCACCUGGAAAUACAGAGGCUGUUGCAGUUUUAAAAUCUGCUGGGUAAUGUACUUCUCCCCAUGCUGCCUUGGCAUAACUUCUGUACUGUACUGCUGGGUUUGUUUAAUGUGCCAGGUCAGCUCAGCCAUUUUAAAAAUAAAAAUUGAAACCUUAUAUAAAACCUUGAUUAA
Messenger RNA from Vidua macroura (Pin-tailed whydah), 7156 nucleotides. It is a transcript of the gene PAK1, whose product is annotated as p21 (RAC1) activated kinase 1. Gene Ontology annotation, molecular function: protein serine/threonine kinase activity; ATP binding. Gene Ontology annotation, cellular component: cytoplasm. The record is from RefSeq and is a predicted model, not a curated record. Lineage: Eukaryota; Metazoa; Chordata; Aves; Passeriformes; Viduidae. The transcript is spliced from 16 exons. Gene Ontology annotation, biological process: regulation of actin cytoskeleton organization; regulation of axonogenesis; intracellular signal transduction. Bases 276 to 1910 code for a protein of 544 amino acids.